AUGGAUGGAGCCAAGGUUCCUUGGAACCGUCGAGAGCGAAAGCGGUGGAGGCAAGCUUCGGCGGUGGCGGUCCACUUGUUCUGUGGGAAAGACCGUGGCUGCUGGAAGUCCAGGGCGGAGGCCGCCCACGUGGUUACUGUGGAUCAGGCGGAGGACAUCAUGGCGGAUGAUACCUUUGCGGCUUUGUUGGACCUGGCGCUGACCGGGAAGAUCAAGACGGUCUUUGGCGGGCCGCCCCGUCGGACGUACUCGGCCCUGCGCAAUCUGGGAACGGAUGGCGAUGGAGGUUUGCGGCCACUACGUGAUCGUGAUGGACCUGGAAGAUGGGGCCGGGAAGGACUUUCGGAAUGGGAGCAGUGGAGGGUCAAGCAGGAUACGAUCAUGGUGUUUCGUAUGAUCUUUCUUUGGAUGGUGGCGGCAGCUGUCGCCAAGGGCAGUGGAGAUCGCCUACCGGAUUUUCUCCUGGAACAUCCUGAGGAUCCGAAGAAGGUUCUGAAGGAGGCCGCGUCGCCGUCGUUAUGGGCCACUCCGGAGAUUCGCCUCUUGGAAAGGACCCUUGGAUGGCACGCCUGGGAAUUUGAUCAAGGGCCUCUCGGGCAUGUUCGUCGACUUCCUACCAGGGUGCUGUCAUCGAUAAGGUGCCCGCCCGAGCUGCAAGGAGUUCGUGGGCCGUCUACUGUUUCGGUGGAGGAACGGGACCAUGAUGGAGCGGGCUUUCGGUCAGCAUCCUGGGCGGCAUGGGCUCCUCAGUUGAAGGUCGUGAUCAAGGAUGUCAUCGAGGCCAGCCUUGCGGGCGCGGCUUUGGACACCCUCUUGAAGAUGGAUGCGGCGUUCUUGGAGCAUCUACGACGGGACCAUACCCCGUAUCGACGGGACUGCCGGGCCUGUCUUGCUGGAGCUUUUCGCGGGCAUCAACAUAGACGCAUUGUCACGCCCGAGGCUUGGUGUUUGUCCCUCGACCUCAUCGGGCCUACGCGACAAGGUCUGGAUGAGAACUUGAAGAAGGUGAAGUACGGGCUCAUUGGGUCGUUGGUGGUUCCUGAUGUGCUGGGCAAGCUCCUUCAGCCUGCUGAUCCGGAAGGCGAGCCUGACGAUGGAGCUGGAGUGGGUUUUAUGGACGAUGAGGACCCGGUGCUCGCCGGGGGAAGCGAAGCCGAUGAUGAAGGUGAAGCCCCAGAGGGGCGAGACGCGGCGAAGAACUUAGCCAAGUGGCAGGCGAUGGCGGAGAAAAAGAAUGUCGAGGGAGCCUCGGUGGUGGAAGUUCCCUUCUUUGUCCCGCUGGCGUCCAAGUCCGCCCCGGAGGUCCUGUCGGCUACCAAGGAGAUUCUUCUACAAGUUCGGCGUCUUGGCCUGGUGGUGCGACGGAUCCAUACCGAUCGGGGCCGAGAGUUUGUCAAUCGAGCUUUCCGAGGAAUGUGUCGUGACCGGGAGAUUGUGUACACCUCAACCACUGCCGAUGACUUCCGAGCCAAUGGUCGCGUUGAAGCUUUGGUGGGCCGUGCUAAGUGUGCGGUGAGGACUUACCUGGCCAGUUCGGGCCUUGGUCCGAAUAUGUGGGCCUUUGCGAUGCGACACUACGCGGCCCGGAUUCGACAAGCGGUGGCUACUCAGCUUGGAGCUCGCCUACCUCGCCUUCCACCUUUCGGAACUAAGGUCUUUGUAAGAAAGCGAACGUGGCAGAUGAAGAAGGAGGAGUUCACCGAGAAGGUUGUGGCGGCUCACAUCCUCUGCCCGUCGCUGGAUGUGUCACGUGGGUUCUUGGUGAGGACCGAGGACGGCAGCUACCUGACAACCAUGGUGGCGGUGGAGAAUGUCAAGGAGGUGUCCGGCGAGUUUGAGGUUGACGCUCCACCUGCUCCUUCGGGAGAACCGGGAGCCCGGCGGCGCCUUCAUGGCAAGCAACCUGUGGUGGCUUCCCUCGAGGAGUCCGAGUAUGUGGACAAGCUCGCGGUGUGUGACGAUGAACACCUACUGCAGGACGAGGAGCUUGCGGAGGCCUUUUUGGAUGCUGGAGAUUUCUCAAUGGAAGCUGUGGAAGAGCUGCUCAACGGGCUCUGGCUUGCAGAUGUUCGCGCUCCCAACCGUCGCGGAGGCGCCUUUGACCACAGCCAGUUCAUCUCGGUCCAUACAGCGGGAAUGUUCCGGCAUGGAGGAGUUGUUGGGGCCACAAAUCUUGUUCGUCACCGACCUGCCCUUACGAAGUUUUUGGUGACCGCUAUGAAGAACCUCCUUCCGGAGGGCACCACCUUUACUACCUUGUCCCUCAACUUCAACAAUGCUAUGCAGUGCCACCGGGACAGCAACAAUGAGUCGGGCACGAAGGCCCACUUGGUCGCGUGUGGGGCGUUUGUUGGCGGUGCUUUAUGGUGUCAUGACGCUGCAGUCAAGGAGGAGGUGACCUGGAACAAAGUGCAAGGCCGUUGGCUUCCUGGCACCGCUUGGCCCACCUACCAUCAACCGGUGACUGUUGAUCCUCACCAACUUCAUCAGCCCCUUCCUUGGGAGGGAAUGCGCUACACCAUCACGGCCUACACCGUGGGCUGCGGGGGCAACUGCGUCAGUCGGGAUCGUCAUCUACUACAAGGCUUGGGAUUUCCUCUUCCACCACAUGUUCGGGUUGCUCCCGAAGGAGGAGGCGGUGGGGUCAGAGGAGAGAUGAAAAGCCUGCGGCGUCCUAAGGGCGCGCUGAGAAAGUUUUGUGGAGCUUUUUCGUCUUGUGCCGAGUGUGACCUGGUCCCGGGGGAGGAUCAGACCUUGGAAUCUUCUCUGGUCGGUGGUGGAGCCAGUCAGGGCGAUCCAGCUUGUGUGUGCAAAGGUUGUGAGGUGGAUCCGUCGUUGUGCACGUGCCGGGUGUCUGAGGUGAGUGGUGAUCAGGUUCCCCAGAAGUUUUACAUCGGCGACGAUGGCUUCGACUCUGGUGCUGAGGUCGAGAUCAAUGAGGGUUCUCGGAAGGAGGAUGGGGGCCCGGAACAGUGGGGUGCUUUUGGCCCUCCGAUGGUGGCCAAGCUGGAACCUUUGGAUGGGGGCGACGUCGAGUCCUACUACUUGCUUGGCUCCGAGGUGCCUCUGGAAGUCGGCUGGGACCUGUUCGAGGGUCACUUGGAUGAUCUCCGCUUGGCUACCGUGCAAGAGGAGUAUGCUGAAAGGGAACAGGUGGUUCAGCGAGGAGAAGCCGGCGAUGUGGUGGUCCCUGAGGAUCCCGAGGAGGCGCCUUUGCAUACGAAGACCAUCCCCAACGAGGUGGUGAGGCGGGAACUUCAGCGCUGGGCUCCUUCUAUGUUCUCUGAGUAUGAGAGUUUGGUGCGGGAGAAUGAAGCCGUGGAACCCUUUUCCGAGGCCCAGCUUCAGGAAUGGAAGGAUGCGGGCCGCGAUUAUGACUUGGUGCCGGGCAAGACCGUGCACACCAUCAAAGCGUUCUCGGGACGCCUCAAGACGAGGGCGGUGAUCUGCGGGAACUUUCUGGCCCAGUCGUUUGCCCGGGAGCAGAAGUAUGCGGCUGGUGCGGACAGCGUGCUGAUCCGCCUUGUGCUUCGCGAAGCUGCCCGUCGAGGAUGGAGAUUGGCUGUGCUGGACGUCAAGACGGCCUUCCUCCUGGCCCCGCUGCUGUUUCAGGAGAAAAGGCCUACGUUGGUGUUGGUUCCGAAGUUGUUCCUGCUGGCGGGUAUAUGCAAGGAGCCAAUGUGGAGAGUUCGCAAGGCCUUGUACGGCAUGUCGACCUCGCCGAAGAGCUGGGAGACCUACCGCAACCAGGUGAUGGCCAAACUCCGUGGACGUGUGGCCGGUGGUGAAGUUACUUUGACCCCUUCUGGCGUCGAUGAUAGCUUGUGGUACGUGCAAGUUGGCGCCCGACGUGCGGGGGCCGUGAUCUGCUAUGUGGACGACCUGUUGAUUGCAGCCGAGCCGGGUGUAGCUGAGGAGGUGGCUCGCAUGUUCACUACUACCUGGAAGUGCACUGAGCCGCAGUGGGAUGAUGUUACCUUCAACGGUUUCGAGAUCCAGAAGACCGACGACGGCUUGAAGAUCACCCAGGACAGCUACGUCCAGGACUUGUUGGGGCGCUACAAGGACCUAGAGGGCUUCGAAGAGGUUCCGGCUCCCCUUCAGCUGAAGCCGGAGGAUUUCGUGCUGAAGGAGAAUGAGACUUCUGCGGAUUUCUCUCGGGCGGCCCAGGUGAUGGCUGGCGAGAUCCAGUGGCUUGCGGGGAGAUGCCGACCGGAGCUGAUGUAUGCCACCAACGUGCUGUCCCAGGCCAUAUCCCGGGCCCCGAAGGAAGCGGUUUAUCGCGGCAUGCACUUGGUGAAGUACUUGAAAAGGUACCCUAGCGGUGGUUUGCUGUACUCGCGAAAGCAUGAGACGGACCCAGAGGCCAGGACCGCUUCGUCUGGACCUGCGUUGGAAGGCUUCUGUGAUGCUUCCUUUGCCCCUGGCUCGGAGCGAAGUCAGCAGUGUGUGCUGAUUAUGGCGGCCGGUGGCUUGGUGGCCUGGUCGAGCGCCAGGCAGCCCUUCGUCACUAUGUCGACGGCGGAAAGUGAGUUGGUGGCGAUUUGCGAGCUGACCAACUGUUUGAAGGCCACCGAGCAUCUAGCGGCAGAGCUCAUGGUGGGCAGCUGCCAACAGAAUGCCCUGGUGAAGAAGGUCAUCUACUCGGACUCCCAAGCGGCCUUGGCGGUUUGCCGGUGUGCGGCCGGGUCGUGGAGAACAAGGCACCUUCGCAUUCGUGGGCACAUGAUCCGAGAGCUGCUGGAGCAGGACGACUGGCAGUGCUACCACAUCGACGGGAAGGUCAUGACGGCCGAUGUUGGUACCAAGGCCUUGGCCGUGGAUCGCUUCAGCCAGCUUACAGCGAGAAUGAGAAUGGUGCGCUCUAGGGAGACCCGGGUUGUCUCCUCUGGAGUGGAUCCCAAGGUUGCGAAGAAGUUGGUCCUGCUCCUGUGCAUGGCUGCUUUGGUGGAGAGAGUGGAAGCUGCCGAGGCAGGCCACCCCUACAGCGACUACUUCUUUGCGGCGAUCUGUGUGACGGCCGUGAUUGCGAUUUGGGAGUGUGUGAAGGGCGCGCUCAACACGAUGCUGGAGCACUGCCGAGGCGGCCUGCGGAGAACACAGGAAGAGACCUCGCUGAGUAGGUCCUCAGAUCCUGAUUCGGGCACUGAGGAUCGACAGGAGGUACACUCACCGGUGAUCUCCCAGGCUGCCGCUUCCUCUACUUUGCGGAACCGCAGUCGUGUUACUGGAGAGCGUCGUCCGCCAACGCCUCCGAUUCCCCCGGUGACCAUGCAGGGCCCCGAACCUCGCAUUGUGACCCGGCCGGCCGAGAAUGCCUACACCUUCCGGGAUCCGAGCGGCAAGCGAGACCGCUGGGAAUGGGAUGAGCUGCGUGGAGUUGUGAUCCGAUGGCACCCGAAUCCUCGGGUUCAGAUGUUCGUGCCAGGACAGACCUCUGGAGGGCCCACCCAAGCUCAGUUGACCGGCGAGCGUCAGACGUUCACCAAGUUUGCCAAUGGCGAAGUGAAGGUUGUGAGCGACAACUACCGGAUGCUAGCCAAACCGGCCCAAACGUUGGCCGAUCGUGAGUGGAAAGGGCGCACUGAGCUGCGCCUCGUACAGGGCGUCCGUACUCAUACGGCGCAACACUGGGAUGAUUAG
This is a messenger RNA of Symbiodinium sp. CCMP2592, 5643 nucleotides long. The record is from the annotation of a GenBank genome assembly. NCBI's taxonomy places the organism in Eukaryota, Dinophyceae, Suessiales, Symbiodiniaceae.